Eruca vesicaria subsp. sativa (arugula) is the source of this 1603-nucleotide messenger RNA. Lineage: Eukaryota; Viridiplantae; Streptophyta; Magnoliopsida; Brassicales; Brassicaceae. The record is from the annotation of a GenBank genome assembly.
CUUUCGUUUAAUGCUCUUCUUCUAAGUCUCUCUCUCUCUGGUGGGUUUUCUCUUCGAAGAAUCACAACUAACAAUAAUGGUUAAUUCCCGUGAGAACAACAUCGUCGUUGAUCCCACUACAACGUCGAUUCUUCAAGAUGAAACGACAAGUAGAAAAUUCGGACAAGAGGUGAAGAGAGAGAAGAGAAGAGUUUUGGGUGUGAUUAAUCAGAAUCUUGUUGGUGCAAGAGGCCACCCCUGUGUUGUCAACAAGAGAGGCAACUUAUCUAAGCAAGAAGAAGAAGGAUGCCACAAGAAGAAGUGUGAGAGAUCCACAGUUACAAGAUCUCGAGUUGAAGAGCCGUUGUAUCAAGACGAGGCAAAGAAGCUGAAGCCAUCAGUUCCAAGUGGAAACGAUUUCGGUAACUGUAUAUUCGUUGAUGAAGAAGAAGAAGAAGCUACAUUGGACCAUCCGAUGCCAAUGUCUCUGGAGAAGCCAUACACUGAAGCUGAUCCAAUGGAGGAGGAUGUAGUAAUAGUGGAAGAGCCAAUCUUGGAUAUAGAUGUCUCUGAUGCCAAGAACCCACUUGCAGCUGUUGAGUAUGUCCAAGAUCUAUACUCAUUUUACCGCAAGAAGGAGAGGUUUAGCUGUGUCCCAGCAGAUUAUAUGACGCAACAAAUCGACUUAAACGAGAAGAUGAGAGCUAUACUAAUCGACUGGUUAAUAGAGGUGCAUGACAAGUUUGAUCUGAUGAACGAGACACUGUUUCUGACAGUGAAUCUGAUAGAUAGAUUCUUGUCCAAGAAAGGUGUUAUGAGAAAGAAGCUUCAGCUUGUAGGGUUGGUGGCUUUGCUCUUGGCCUGCAAGUAUGAAGAGGUUUCAGUUCCUGUUGUCGAAGAUUUAGUACUUAUUUCAGACAAGGCUUAUACGAGGAGUGAUGUUCUGGACAUGGAGAAAACAAUGUUGAGCACUUUGCAAUUCAAUGUCUCGUUGCCUACGCAAUACCCGUUCUUGAAAAGAUUCCUUAAGGCAGCUCAAGCAGACAAGAAAUGUGAGAUGUUGGCAUCGUUCUUGAUCGAGCUUGCACUUGUGGAGUACGAGAUGCUUCGGUUUCCAAUGUCGUUACUAGCUGCCGCAGCUGUGUACACUGCUCAAUGUACAAUUGGUGGUUUCAGGCAUUGGAGUAGUACAUGUGAAUUCCAUUCUCAUUACUCUGAAGAUCAGCUCAUGGAAUGUUGUAGGAAGAUGGUGAGUCUUCAUCAAAAGGCGGCGACAGGGAACUUGACAGGAGUCUAUAGGAAGUACAGCACAUCAAAAUUUGGGUACAUAGCAAAGUGUGAAGCUGCAGACUUUCUUGUGUCUGCCUGAUGAGCCAAAAUGACAACCAAUAACUAGUUUUGUACAGUUCCUGUUGUCAUAGUUAUUCAUUUCCUUUGAGGUAGAAGUAACACACAAGAAAAGAGACAAAAGUUCAAAUUGUCUGAAGAUUGAUUGAUUGAUGAAUCUGUUCCCUUUUUUGUUAGUCGCUAUAAUUGUAAUCUGUUCUGAGCAGUGAAUGAUGAUGAUGCAAAUCAUUCUUUUGCUCGAGUGUUACUCUUUCUGUUGAGCAAAGGACAAAAAAUA